CAUCAUUUUCUGGACAAUAACGUUCAAACCCAAUCUAGGCCGAGUGAUCGCACUAUCAAACCCUGUCGCAGUGUUGAAAAGCAAUCAGGCGGUGUGAGGACAGCCCCGGAGCGCCAAAAGUCCCUGGCCCGCUCCCUCCUGUGAAGACGUAGCUGCGGGUGGUUGUGGUGGCGGCGUCCAAGAUGUCGACCAAGAAUUUCAGAGUCAGUGACGGUGACUGGAUUUGCCCGGACAAAAAAUGUGGAAAUGUAAACUUUGCUAGAAGAACUAGCUGUAAUAGAUGUGGUCGAGAGAAAACAACUGAGGCUAAGAUGAUGAAAGCAGGGGGCACUGAAAUAGGAAAGACACUCGCAGAAAAGAGCCGAGGCUUAUUUAGUGCUAAUGACUGGCAGUGUAAAACUUGCAGUAAUGUGAAUUGGGCCAGAAGAUCAGAGUGUAACAUGUGUAAUACUCCGAAGUAUGCUAAAUUGGAAGAAAGAACAGGAUAUGGUGGAGGUUUUAAUGAAAGAGAAAAUGUUGAAUACAUAGAAAGAGAAGAGUCUGAUGGUGAAUAUGAUGAGUUUGGACGUAAGAAGAAAAAAUACAGAGGGAAGGCAGUUGGUCCUGCAUCUAUUUUAAAGGAAGUUGAAGAUAAAGAAUCUGAGGGAGAAGAAGAGGAUGAGGAUGAAGAUCUUUCUAAAUAUAAAUUAGAUGAGGAUGAGGAUGAAGAUGAUGCUGAUCUCUCAAAAUAUAAUCUUGAUGCCAGUGAAGAAGAAGAUAGUAAUAAAAAGAAAUCUAACAGACGAAGUCGCUCAAAGUCUCGGUCUUCACAUUCACGAUCUUCAUCACGCUCAUCCUCCCCCUCCAGUUCAAGGUCUAGGUCCAGGUCGCGUUCAAGAAGUUCUUCCAGUUCGCAGUCAAGAUCUCGUUCCAGUUCCAGAGAACGUUCGAGAUCUCGUGGGUCGAAAUCAAGAUCCAGCUCCAGGUCCCACAGGGGUUCUUCUUCCCCACGAAAAAGAUCUUACUCAAGUUCAUCAUCAUCUCCUGAGAGGAACAGAAAGAGAAGUCGUUCUAGAUCUUCUUCAUCUGGUGAUCGCAAAAAAAGACGAACAAGAUCACGGUCACCUGAAAGGCACCACAGGUCACCUUCUGGAUCAUCCCAUUCUGGUUCCCGUUCAAGUUCAAAAAAGAAAUAAUGUAUUAAAAUUUACAUCUUAAAACAAAGUCCAAUAUAAUGCAUGAAGCAUAUUUUUUAAGAAGUUGGUGUCUUACUUGGUCAGAAGUGCUAAAUCUGCUAGUAGAGGUGCAUGCCUUUCAUUGCUUUUCAGAACAAUACAGCUGUGUUUAUUUGUGAAAUUAAAAGUAAAUAGUAUUUUAAGCCAUGAUGUACCAAAAUAGAUGCUUUGUUUGUCAUUCAUUAUUUACAACCAUUUGCUUUUUUAAGCUAUAACAUCUCAGCUAUAACAAAGUACUUUGUUUUCUAAUUUAAACUCUUGUUUUUCUCAUCUCCAAAUAUGAGCAUUAUCUAGGCUUGUCUGGACUUUGGGCAUGGAGGCAAGACUGUGGUAAAGUAGUUGGAAACAAUCUGUUUAUGUUAAUCUGGGGAAAGGACUCAGCCUGUUUGUUAACUUGUAUCAAAGUGAGUCUUAUUAGAAAAAGUUUAACAGAGUGUUAAACAGCUAACUAGAAACUUCUUUAUUUUGAAAUUCCCUAUGUUAAGGGUGCCUUAGAAUCAUUGUCUCUAUCCAGUUUUACUUUUUGCACCACCAAGGUUGAUAGAGAAAAAUUUUGUGAAUUACAGAGGAGAAAGAUGUUAGUUUCUGCUUUUCUGACACAGUGAUUUUGAACAAGAAUGCCUAGCAGUUCAUCUCUACUAAUGUGGUUGAUGAGAAAAACAUAUGAAAGUGUUUAAUGUUUUUAGAAGCUUUGUGUGAUACCUUUUAAAAAUUCAGUUAUCACACAAUAGGGUAGACAAAAUUAAAUCCUAGUUAACGAAUAAAUUGAAGAAAGCUUUUGAAAUAUAUUUCUCUUUGGGUAUAAGACCAACAGAGAGAAGACAUGAAUUUAAAUGAACAUUUGCUUUGUGGUGUUUAAACACUGCAUAAAAUUUUCUUCUGAGUAACAAAUGCUUAUUUCCUCAUUUGACAUAAGCAGAAAUAAUUGCUCCUAUUCACUUGAAGUUACUAUGGCUUAAAAUACUUUCAAGAUUUGUUUUAUUUCUCAAAACCUGGUCAUUUGAGCUCUGUUUUGUCUUCUGGUUUUCAAAAAAGGAUUCUCUUAACAGUAUCUUCAGUGACGAUGCAAGGUAAGUAUAUUAAGGGAAAUUGACAGAUCUGCUUGGGAACUUUUUGUGCAUGGGAAUCAAUACCCACAUUUUUUGUUUUUGUUUUUUGUUUGUUUUUCCUUAACAUUAAUGUCUACUGCAACUGAAAAUUAAAAUGUUUUAAGGUACUUAGUAGACAGAUCAAAAUUACAUUUGUUCUUUAUUUUAAAUGAGUGAUUUUUCUCUUCAGUUUAUCUAAAGAUGAAAGUAAAAUAGCUUAUGUAGAAAUAUUUUGAUAAUAUUUUUACAGUGAACUUCCCCUGCUUUUUUUAUGUCUUAAAUUUUUUUUGCUACAUUUACUGUAGGUUGCACAAGAACUUUUACUCUCUUGUAAUUGUGCCUCAGACUUCUUGAAAGUCCACCUUCUAAAUUGCCCACAUGAUCUUCUAGAUUCUACAUGUUAUCGUUGGUUUAUUCUUGUGCUUUCUGUAUUUAAAACUUUGACUGUACUAAUAAGCAAAUGCAAGGUUAUAAAUUUAGCUAAUAGUAGUUUACCGACAAUUUGAAUGAUUAUGAUUUUAUUUGGUUUAAGCUGUACUAGUAUAUUUCAUAAGGAAAUGAUGCUGUAGACAAAUGUAAAUAAAGCUUGUGAGUCAAGCAUCAAGUGGUGUUUGUUAGAAAUAAAUUAGAAUUUUUAAGCUCUGA
This is a messenger RNA of Cervus elaphus (red deer), 2947 nucleotides long. It is a transcript of the gene ZRANB2, whose product is annotated as zinc finger RANBP2-type containing 2. NCBI's taxonomy places the organism in Eukaryota, Metazoa, Chordata, Mammalia, Artiodactyla, Cervidae. The record is from RefSeq and is a predicted model, not a curated record. The transcript is spliced from 10 exons. Gene Ontology annotation, biological process: RNA processing. Gene Ontology annotation, molecular function: RNA binding; lipopolysaccharide binding. The coding region runs from base 183 to 1175 and encodes 330 amino acids.